AUGGGAGGCGAAGUAGAACCUGCGCUUGAGCUCGAACUCAUGCUUGUCAGUGGUCCUGCAGUUGCACCACCACUUAAACUUCCUGACGAGAUUUAUCAGGAAUAUUCGGGACGAGUCAUUACAAAGACAUUGGUUCACACAGAUC
Messenger RNA from Paraglomus occultum, 145 nucleotides. Lineage: Eukaryota; Fungi; Glomeromycota; Glomeromycetes; Paraglomerales; Paraglomeraceae. The record is from the annotation of a GenBank genome assembly.